Molecule: messenger RNA, 2277 nt
Organism: Cucurbita maxima (winter squash)
Lineage: Eukaryota; Viridiplantae; Streptophyta; Magnoliopsida; Cucurbitales; Cucurbitaceae
Product: far upstream element-binding protein 1-like
Exons: 6
Coding region: 61-2109 (682 amino acids)
Biological process (GO): regulation of gene expression
Cellular component (GO): cytoplasm
Molecular function (GO): mRNA binding
Source: RefSeq, a predicted model, not a curated record
CCCAUCCUCUUUAUUACCACUCGUUUUCUCUUUCUAGGGUUUUCUCUCUGAAGCUAAACAAUGGCUGACGAAGCGCAGUAUUCAUCUGGUACCGAUGCUGCGUCCAAUAAGCGGAAGUACGAUGACCAUCCUCCACCUAUGGUUUCCCGCCGGCCGACUGGUUUUUCCGGCCCCAUCACUUCCCCCUCCUCCGAUUCGGCCAAUCCUGCGCCUCCCUCCUACAACAACGUCCCGCCUCCUAUGGAUGAGAUCCAGCUUGCUAAGCAGCGUGCUCAGGAAAUUGCCUCUCGGUUGAUUAUCUCCAGCGGUGGCGUGGGGGCCGGCGCUGGACCUGGCGUUGGGGCUGAUGCCAAGCGCCCAAGGGUUGAGAAUGGCGGCGGGUUUGAUUCAUACGAAAAGGGUUUUAGUUCUGGCUCAGACUUAAAGUCUCACAUGUCUAAUUCAGCUCCUUCAGCAACACCUGUUUCCUAUGGGUUUCAAGGGACAAGCAAAAAAAUCGACAUUCCAAAUGGUAGAGUGGGUGUAAUUAUUGGUAAAGGUGGUGAGACCAUCAAGUACCUUCAGCUCCAGUCUGGGGCAAAAAUACAAGUUACUCGUGACAUGGAUGCAGAUCCCAAUUCUGCUACCCGGACGGUUGAUCUAAUGGGUACUCCUGAUCAAAUUGCUAAGGCCGAGCAGUUGAUUAAUGAUGUUCUUUCCGAGGCUGAAUCUGGAGGUUCUGGCAUAGUAUCUCAAAGAUUGACUGGUUCAUCGGGAUCUGAGCAGUUUGUUAUGAAAAUUCCCAAUAAUAAGGUUGGCUUGGUUAUUGGUAAAGGUGGUGAAACAAUCAAAAGUAUGCAAGCCAGGACUGGAGCUCGUAUUCAGGUGAUACCUUUGCACUUACCCCCUGGGGAUACAUCUACAGAAAGAACCUUACAGAUUGAUGGUUCAAGCGAACAGAUUGAGUCAGCAAAACAGUUGGUUAAUGAAGUUACCAGUGAGAAUCGUGUGAGAAAUUCAGGUAUGUCAGGAGGGUAUCAAACUCGACCCCCUUCAAGUUGGGGGCCUCCUGGGGCUCCUCCAAUGCAGCAACCUGGUUAUGGCUAUGGACAGCAAGGUGGAUACUCUGGCCCUUCAUCUCAGUAUAACAUGCAACAACCUCCUUAUCAAGGUUAUUCACAACCUGCAUCUGGUGGAUAUGCUUCCAAUUGGGACCAGUCUACUGUUCCACCAAAUCAACCUGCUACUCAGGGAAGUGGUUAUGAUUACUACAAUCAACAGCCCCCGCAGCAACAGCAGACUCCUGGAGCUCCUCAUGGUGCUACAGGAGACAACUCUGGUUACAGUUAUGGUCAACCACAGGCCUCUACCUACAAUCAACAGGGUUAUUCUCAAGAUGGCUAUGGUGGUGGUUAUCAUGCACCUCAGGCUGGUUACAGCCAGCCACCUACGUAUGAUCAGCAAGGCUAUAGUUCUGCUCCAAACUAUGGUAACGUGGCCAAUGCAGCCCAAGAUGGGAUCAAUUCAUACGAGUCUCAGGGGGAUUCAUCACAGACAGUCCCUCCUGCACAACCCUCUUCGGUGAGCCAGCAAGGUUAUGGUGUAAAUCAACAGCCUAGUCCUAACCCAGGGAGCUACCCUCCACCAAAUCAGUCAGGGUACGGAAUGACUGCACCUUCUCAUACUGGUUAUGGAAAUCAACCAGCCGCUCAAACCGGGUAUGGGGCUAGUUAUGGACCUCCUCAAACUCAGAAACAACCUGCAAAUCCUCCUGCAUAUGGUCAGAGCACUCAGUCGCCAAGCACCCCGAGUGGCUAUGGGCAACCUGCUGCAUUGUCGUCUGGGUAUUCCAGUUCUCAGGCUCCCACGUCUGGGUACACUCAAUCAGAUUCCGGUUCUCAACGUGUCCCACCAUCCAGUUAUGGUACUGCAGCUCAGCCAGGGUUUGCGCCACCUUAUGGUGUUCCUCCAACAAAUCAGCCAGGUUACGGGCAAGCUCCACCACCUUAUAGCUCUUCUUAUGGUGCUGGUUACCCUCAGCCUCCAUACUCUUCCGAUGGUAACGCAGGUGGAGCUGCUGCUCAAUCGGCGCUGCAAAGUGGGGUUGCAAAAGCAUCACCAAAGAGUUGAUUCAUGUAUGUGUCACUAUAGGUGUCUGUUGCGGAGAACAGUUAACUUCGUUGCUAUGAUUAGUUUUUUUUAGGCCAGGUAGAAUUAUGAAACCUCGUUAAUGUCUGAAUUCUUUACUGUAUUCGGUUUCGGUUUUGAUACGGUUAAAACGUUUAUGGUGCUUUGCUA